Messenger RNA from Cucurbita pepo subsp. pepo (vegetable marrow), 2009 nucleotides. RefSeq lists its product as uncharacterized. The record is from RefSeq and is a predicted model, not a curated record. NCBI's taxonomy places the organism in Eukaryota, Viridiplantae, Streptophyta, Magnoliopsida, Cucurbitales, Cucurbitaceae.
GAGGGAGAGCGAGGGAGAGAGGGUCAGCAAAUUUUAGUGUUGGAAAGUGAAAGCUAAGAAUGGAACAGAGAUGCUUUUGGCUUUAUCUCUGAAUGAAUGUGUGACUCUGACGCUAUAGACAUUCUGUGGGCACACUCACUGUAGCUGGACGGAGUUUGAUGUCUCUGAAGUGGUUGAAGGAGUGAGUAUUCAGUUGCCGAUGUCGGAAAUCAGAGGAUCGAGCUCAUGGAGCGAAGAAUUUGCAAGUUUGGUGGAGGAUUCCGGGAUCCGUUACAUGGCGGAGCCGAUCGGAAUUUCUUCACCUUCGUAUGAGAGUACGAGAUCGGAUUUCCAGGUCGAGUCGCGGAACUAUGAAUCAGAGGAGUCGGAGAGUUUGAAGGAUCAGGUUAAGGGAUUUGCGGUCGCAUGGGGUGAAAUUCUUCUUGAAUUAGGGAGAGGGUGUAGGGACAUUGUGCAGCAGAAUUUGAUUACUGAGGAUUCAUAUGUUGCUCAAAAGCUUAGAGGACCUUGCGAGAAUGUUAUUGCUAGAUUGAGUUUUCUUAACGAGUUUUUGCCGGAGGAUCGCGACCCCGUUUAUGCUUGGCCGGUUAUAUUUUUUGUUUCCAUUCUCGCAUUCACAGUAAUCUGUGUAAAUAACAGACACGAGAGCUUUAGCCGACCGAUUAUGAAGGUGCGUGAUCAUCCUCCUAGUGCUUCUCGCAUACUUCUUCCCGAUGGCAGGCACUUGGCCUAUGAUGUUCUUGGCGUUUCAGCUGAUAGAGCUAGAUUCUUCAUAAUAGCUCCACAUUCUUUUCUUUCAUCUCGAUUUGCAGGUAUACCGGGAGUGAAAUCGUCUUUGCUCGAAGAAUUUGGUAUUUGCUUGGUCGCGUAUGAUCUUCCUGGUUUUGGGGAGAGUGAUCCUCAUCCCAACAGGAACCUGAAUUCAUCAGCACUAGAUAUGCUGCACCUAGCUGAUGCUGUUAGUAUUAAUGGAAAAUUCUGGGUGCUUGGCUACUCAGAAGGAGCCAUGCAUGCUUGGGCUGCACUUCGAUAUAUCCCAGACAGAAUUGCAGGUGCAGUCAUGGUAGCUCCAAUGAUCAAUCCAUACGAAAAAAGCAUGACUAGGGAAGAGUUGAGAAGAACUUGGGAAAGUUGGGGUCCACGGAAGAGAUUUCUAUAUUUCUUAGCUCGUAGCUUUCCUAGAUUUCUAUCCUACUUCUAUCGCCGAAGUUUUUUGUCAGGAAGGCAUGAAGAAAUUGAUAGACAGUUAUCCCUAUCACUGGGAAAGAAGGACGAAGUUUUGAUAGAAGAUUCAAAGUUUAGGGAAUUUUGGUACAGGAACGUGGAAGAGUCAAUCCGCCAGAAAAAUGUCAAACCAUUUGUAGAAGAAACCAUGCUACUUGUGUCAAAUUGGGGCUUUAGCUUGGCAGAUCUUAGGGUGCAGAGAAAGUGUCAAAGAACAGGCAUUCUUCCUUGGCUCAAAUCAUUGUACAGUCAAGAAGAAUGUGAGUUGGCCGGAUUUGUUGGUCCGAUUCAUAUAUGGCAGGGAAUAGAUGAUAAGGUAGUUCCACCAUCGAUGACUGAUUACAUAGGCCGCAUUUUACCAGCAGCCAUAUUGCAUAAGCUCUCAAAUGAAGGACACUUCUCGUAUCUCUAUUUUUGUGAUGAAUGUCAUCGACAGAUAUUUUCCACCAUUUUUGGACCUCCCAAGGGGCCAGUUGACAGAAGGGAAAAAAUGGAAGCUUCUCCUUUAGAAGGAAAUACAGGAGGAGAGAUAGCGAGUACUGUAGAUCUUACAGUAAAAUGAUACGUCGUCGUCCCGAAAUACACCAAAUAGUAACGCGAUGAUUUUGCCUUCCAAAUGCUCUGAUGAUGUAAAUGCCAUAUUGAUAUCAAUAUCGAUAUCACGCUCUUCUUCAUUUGUCUUCACUUCUUGGACAAGGGUGUGUAAUUUUAUCACCGUUGCUUCAUUACAUUACAUUACAUUACUCUACUUUUAUUAUAUUUAACAGCAAUUCAUUAGUUACUUA